Molecule: messenger RNA, 873 nt
Organism: Geodia barretti
Lineage: Eukaryota; Metazoa; Porifera; Demospongiae; Tetractinellida; Geodiidae
Source: the annotation of a GenBank genome assembly
CUGGAAGAACAGGCACGACAGAUCCUUUUGACCAACCUUCGGCGGGGUGUGGCCGACUGGAAUGGCAAGGAGUUCAACUUCUCUGUGCCUUCCCUUACCGGAUACCCCUUCCAGUGGUUCUGGGACUCGUGCUUCCAUGCCAUUGCCCUGACGCACCUGGACCCGGACCAGGCCAAAGCCGAAUUAACCACCCUGCUGAGCGGGGCCCAACCCGAUGGCUUUAUUCCUCACAUCAUUUUCUGGGAGAUGGAGAAACAACCCGACUUCCUGAACCGCAAUAUCGUCGGGAUGACCUCACCCUAUUUCAGCGCCACCAUUCAGCCUCCCAUCAUUGCCUAUGCGGUGGAGCGGGUUUACCGGGCUACCGGCGACGCCCAGUUCCUUGAGGCUGCGCUGCCCGUGCUGACUGCCUACUACCGCUGGCUUCGCUACCACCGAGACCCGGAUGAGGACGGAUUGAUUGCCGUUAUCCAGCCGGAAGAGGCCGGAACCGACUGUUCCCCCAAGUACGACGAAGUGCUGGGUCUCGACGAGUUGAGCAACCAGGGUUUUAUCGCCGCCCUCCGCAAGGUAUACGCCGCUUACGAACCCAUGCGUGGCGAUGACCGGCGUAUUCUGGCGGCAGACAUCUUCCACUUCGAGGAUGUGCUGGUUAACUCCAUUUACGCCUUCGGCCUCCGUUCCCUGGCCCGCUUGCUUGGGGAUUCGCCCGACGCCGGGGAAUUUAGCAGGGAAGCGGACAAGACCCGGGACGCUCUGCUGGAGAAAUGCUGGAACGAAGAGGCCGGCGCUUUCUUUGAUCUGAGCGGUGUGGCCGAAAAGCCGGUGGAUGGUGGUCACCAUCAGCUCACUGAUGCCGCUGGUGCUCAGUGA